CCAUGAUAAUUUAAUAAAUCAGCUACGUAUGAACAACUACAUGUUCCAACAAGUUCUACAAAACCAUACUAAUGAAGUUUUCAUAGGUGGCUCCAUUCCAGGUCAUGUGGUAAUCAAUCGUGAUCGUGAGGCGGCUGAUGAUAAUUUAUUUUCUGAUUAUUUUUCAGUCACACCACGCUUUAAUGAUGCAAUAUUUCGCCGUCGUUAUCGAAUGUCCCGCAAUCUGUUUCUUCGUAUCGUUAAUGCAAUUAAAGAUCACGACAUGUACUUCAAACAACGCAUUGAUGCACUAGGUAGAUUUGGAUUAUCUACUUUGCAAAAAAAUACCGCUAUGUUUAGAAUGUUGGCAUACGGUUUGCCAGCGGAUGCCACUGACGAAUACGUGAAAAUUGGAGAGUCAACUACGAUUGAAAGUAUGAAGAGAUUUUGUCGUAGAGGUUUUGGUGAGCAAUAUUUGAGAUCACAAACACCUAACGAUGUUGCGAGGCUUCUACACAUUGGUGAGCAGCGUGGUUUCCCAGGAAUCGGUAUUGCGCCUCCCGCCCAUUAUGUUAUUCAAGGAAAAGAAUACGAUAUGAGUUAUUAUUCAGCUCCUGGUAUAUAUCCUAAAUGGUCUACAAUUGUUCAAACUAUUCGUGAUCCUCAUUCCCAACAAAAGAAAUAUUUCGCGAUGAAACAAGAAUCGUGCCGAAAAGAUGUUGAACGUGCAUUCGGAGUUUUGCAAUCACGUUUUGCAAUUAUUGCAGGACCGUCACGUUUUUGGAGAAAGGAAGUGCUAUAUGAUAUAAUGACUACAUGUAUUAUACUGCACAACAUGAUAAUUGAGGAUGAACGUGAUCUCAAUGCACCAAUUCAUGAUGUCGUAGAGGCUAAUUUAUAUGAAGGUGCAUCACGAAUGGUUGAUAAAAUAUAUUUUAAUUUGGGCAUUGAUAGUGAAGAUGAUGAAACACCUAGUUGUCAAGAUGUUAAAGAUAAACCUUCUGCGAUUGAUCUUCUAGAAUGGUGGAGCAAUCGCGGCCAGGGAUUUCCAAAACUUCAACCGGUUGCUCGAGAUGUGUUAGUUAUUCAAGCAUCUUCAGUAGCUUCGGAAGGUGCUUUUAGUGCAGCAAGAUUUCAAAUUGGAGAGCAUAGAUAUUCAUUAGCAGCAGAUAGCUUGGAGAUAUCUGUACUAUUUAGAGAUUGGAUUAAUGGCGAGAGAAGGAGUUAUGAUCGUCCAGCUUUACCGACCAAAUUUGAAAAUGAUGUUGAUGAAUUAAUGCAAGAUUUUAGUGACGACGGCAUUGAUGCAUUGGAGAAACUAUGUAAUCAACCAAUCCAGAUCAUGUUACAAGAGAAAUGUUAA
Messenger RNA from Solanum tuberosum (potato), 1342 nucleotides. RefSeq lists its product as uncharacterized. The record is from RefSeq and is a predicted model, not a curated record. NCBI's taxonomy places the organism in Eukaryota, Viridiplantae, Streptophyta, Magnoliopsida, Solanales, Solanaceae. The transcript has 4 exons. Gene Ontology annotation, molecular function: protein dimerization activity. The coding region runs from base 29 to 1342 and encodes 437 amino acids.